AUGGACUACGCGGAGAAUGCGAGACUCUAUCCCGGAGAGGCACUAGAAAUCGUCGAAGGGUUUCCGACAAUAAAGCACUACCAGCCUGCAACUACCAACAGCAUUGACAGCAAGCCGCUUAUCGUUUGCAUACCCGGCGCAGCGCACCUGGCUCGCAUAUUUUAUGGAGGGCACCAUGAAAGCCUUUCCGAUGACUUCAUAGCCUACUGGCUCAGUCAACUGGGCUAUGGGGUCUUGUCAGUGUCCUACCCGCUGGAGAUGAAUUCCUCAUUGAUGCCAUCGACUGGGCAUAGCUUCAGGAUACGAGACUGGGGGCGACAAGCAGCAGUCUGUGCCCAGAAGACGAUAGUUGAGAACUUUCUUCCAUCGCGCUCAAUUAUCCUGCUUUCAUGGAGUAUGGGUGGUCGGAUGGUGGUUCAGUUCAAUAUUGCAUGCAAAGAACUCGGCCUCCAUGUUGAGCAAUAUAUCAGUCUCGCAGCUACGCCAGGCAUUUCAAAUAUCCGGCCGCCCCAGUCGGACAUGGAGUGCACUCCUUCCGGUUACGUCAGCAUAUCUUCACGGAUUGGUGCGUUCUGCAAGCAGCUAAACACGGUGGACUUGGCAAAUGGAGGGAGGGAAAUCAUUCCCCAGGGCAUUUAUUUAAAGGAAUAUGUCGGAGGUACACCGAUCAACCUUAUUGGGGCUAGGCUCAAAUUUGAUGGCAAGAGCGCGUUUAUCCCGGAUGAAUUGGCACAUGAGGACGAUUCCCGAGUCUUUGAUAUUGUUAAUACGCCAUUCAUAUCCGCGCUUUACCCGACGAGUGUCCAGGAUGCUGGACACGCUCUUACGGACAAGAGUACAUGGGGAUUUUUGAUGACCUACAAACUAGAAUCCAUGGUGCCAAAGCAAGCCCUCAGAGAUCUGGAAGGGACGCAGGCAUGGGAGAAAAUCUCGAAACUGAUCCACGAAGCACCAUCCAGAAUGUCCCAUGCCGUCCCAGGGAAUCAUUUCUUCUUCGUCGGCAAACAAGGGGCCGAAGAAACGGCGCAGAAAGUUGUUUCAUUGUUACAUGAGAGAAUCGCUUUGGAAUCAGAGCUAGCUUCACUGUUGGACUCAGGAAAAGCAGUCCGCUGA
This is a messenger RNA of Penicillium argentinense, 1113 nucleotides long. RefSeq names its product thioesterase domain protein. The transcript has a single exon. The coding region runs from base 1 to 1113 and encodes 370 amino acids. Lineage: Eukaryota; Fungi; Ascomycota; Eurotiomycetes; Eurotiales; Aspergillaceae. The record is from RefSeq and is a predicted model, not a curated record.